This is a messenger RNA of Atta colombica, 2280 nucleotides long. RefSeq lists its product as uncharacterized. NCBI's taxonomy places the organism in Eukaryota, Metazoa, Arthropoda, Insecta, Hymenoptera, Formicidae. The record is from RefSeq and is a predicted model, not a curated record.
UUAAAAGAAGUACAAAUGCCCAACGAUAUGUGGCAACAGAGAAUGCAGUCCGCACUAAAACGACCGACUAUCACACGCUGCUAUAAGAAGAAAAAAUGCUUCGUCGGCAGCAUUAAAGAUUAAAGCAUUAUAGAUGUUUCGGAGACUACAACCUCAUCAAAACGUUUAUUAUGGACUUGUAAUAGAUGACUCUAUAUAAGUUAACUUAUGUUAUUUUAUAAAGACGCUAUUAACAUUCAGAAAGCUGCGAUUUAUCUCAUACGAUUUAUCUAUAACCUAGAUCCAAAUAAAAGAAUCAUUGAUCCAAUAAAAGAACAAAAAAGUCUUGAAAAUAUUGAUUUUUCGACUAAUCUUUCCGGAAAUGAAAAUUUCAUUGGGGUUUAUGCAAUAUUAGGUCCAUUCCUGUAUACAAAAUAUUUGAUAUAUAAAACUAUUUCUUUUUUUUGAAUUUUAGAGAAUCUUGAAUUUUAUUAUCUCUCUUGUUGUAUAAAAGGACAACUUUCACCCCGUCAAGGAAAUUUUCAAGAUGAUAUCGUGUCGAAAAUAUUGAUUGAGUGUCAGGUAAUUUGUCUCGUCUCGCAGUCACACGCUCCACGUAAAACUGCCACGAAGCGGAGCAAAUCGACAUGCAUUAUUUAUCGUUGGGGGUGCCUCUAUGGGAAACUCUCUCUCUCUCUCGAGGGGAUGAAAAUGUCAAUACAAAUUUUGAUGUGCGUGUAUGCUGAUGAAUUCUUAACUCGAAAAGCAUUGAAAAUAAAAGAAAACAUGAAAAAAUCAUCUAAGGCAAUAAUGAUCGGGAUAGUGAUCUGGUUAGUCGCAAUUGAAAUUGUAUUGAUCUACAUUGCAUGCACAAUCCAGACAAAUAAAGAUAUCAUAUUUAUGGAUCAAAAUGUACAGAGAAAUAAUACAACAGUUUCUACAACGGCGAGCUCAAGAACAGUAUCAACAACAAUAUCAACUACAUCACAGUCCAUAACAACUUCAAAAAAUUUUUCAACAGAAAAAACAACUACUUCGCAAACAGACCAUGCACCGGUUUUUACAGGAAACACGAGUGUAACAACGACGAACGUAACGAUUCCACUUCCAACUUCGAAUUUUCCUUCGACUCCGAUUCCGAUUCCGCCUCCGACUCCAGUUCCAAUUCCAACUUCGACUCCGAUUUUGCCUCCGACUUCGACUCCGACUCCGAAUUUGACAUCUAAAACAACAAAUACAACAGGUGGAAUUACAGUUCCUUCAAUGCAAUCUACAACGAUAUCCAUACGUUCUACAACAAUGCCAAUGCAAUCUAUAACGCAAUGUGUAUCAAACGUAACGAAUCCAUCAUCCACGACAGUAUCUUCGAUUACAACAGAAAAUCCGACAAUAAACAAAACGACAAUCGUAAUCAAUCCAAGUACGACUGAAGAAAACAUAUCAAAAAUCACCACUCCUAUAUUUAAUUAUAUCCUUAGAAAUAACACAGGAGUGGCGUGCGUUCUGGCAAACAUGACGAUUCAUAUAAAUUUGCGAUAUACAAGAAAAGAUUUUCAGAUACCAAAAUCCAUGAUGGUUCCAACAGAUGCAACGACGACAGGUACUUGCGUUGGAAAAACAGCCAAUAUGACUUUGAGUUGGGAAAAACCAGUUAAAGGCUACAAUAAUAAAAAGAAUAAAAUUACUUUUAAUUACUCCCAUGAUAACAGCAAAUUUUUUCUUGAUUCCAUUUUCGUUGACUUGCACGUGCAAUUAAAAGAUGAAUUAAAGAGAUUCAACAGAGGGAGAAAAAACAGUUUUGCUAAAGUAAAAAAAAGUUUAACUUAUAAUAUUUUAGAGUACACAUAUAUGAAGAAUUCCAGGAAAGAUAAAUGACAUUCCAAAGUGUUCGAAAAAGACGAUCUCUUGUAUGUGAAGAGUGCAGCCUCGUGUGCAUCCAAUCGCGACCAGUGUCGACGACGUGGUUGGAAUUUCAAAAUUUUUAGAGCAUCUGCAAUCCAACAGCAGCUGUUUGCGUAUAUCCCAUUCGCCAUUUAUUCCUGGUACAAUAUGACAAACGCUACGAUGCAAACGUGGAAAAGGCAGCAUUGUUUCCUCAGAGACGCUUUCGUACCUGCGAGUAUGUACAGGUGGUUGCUCAACACGAGACCCAUUGUCCAGCUUCUAUCCCUCAUCUUACCUACGCUUCCUACAUGAUUACUCUUCGUAAAUAAACCUAUAAAAUUCUGCAUUCUUUGUGAUGCAAUUAUUCUAGUAUUAGAACUUAAGAAAACGCAAGAAAAAGAAGCCUUAUCGCGAUAA